Molecule: messenger RNA, 709 nt
Organism: Apus apus (common swift)
Lineage: Eukaryota; Metazoa; Chordata; Aves; Apodiformes; Apodidae
Gene: MRPL20
Product: mitochondrial ribosomal protein L20
Exons: 4
Coding region: 25-474 (149 amino acids)
Biological process (GO): ribosomal large subunit assembly; translation
Cellular component (GO): ribosome
Molecular function (GO): rRNA binding; structural constituent of ribosome
Source: RefSeq, a predicted model, not a curated record
CCCGCCCCGGAAGGCAGCGCGGGGAUGGUGGUGCUGAGCGCUCCGCGCUGGCUGCGCAGCCGCCUGACCGACCGCUUCUGGAGGGUGCAGGAGGUGCUCAAGUAUGCGCGGCAUUUCCGUGGGAGGAAGAACCGCUGCUACGCGCUGGCCGUGCGGAGCGUUCGCAGGGCUUUCGUGAAGUCCACAAAGGCCAGGAGGGAGAAGAAGAGGUUCCUCAGGGCGCUCUGGAUCACUCGGAUUGAAGCAGCUUCUCUUGAACAUGGCUUGAAAUACCCAGCUUUCAUAAGCAAUCUCUUCAAGUCCCAGGUGGAGCUGAACAGGAAGAUGAUUGCUGAUUUGGCUAUUUAUGAGCCGAAGACGUUCAAGUCGCUGGCUGCCCUAGCUCAGAGGAGGAGGCAGGAGGGCUUCCUGGCUGCCCUGGGCGACGGGAAGGAACCCGAGGGGAUAUUUUCGCGGAUCGUGCACCGCUCCUGACACGCAGAGCCUGCAGCGGGAGCUCGGCUCGGGAAGUUAACCCGCUCGCUGUUGCUGCUGCUGCUGCUGCGGCCUUUGUAGCUGGGGAGGAGGAUCCGCGGGGGGCGGCUGCGGGAGGGGCGGAGGCGCCGGGUGCUCUGAGGGGAACGCGCCGAGGUGGAACCCAAGCGAGGAGUGGGAAGUGGGCGCGUGUGCGCGCGCUCCCUGCUGUGAAUAAAGGCGUUUUUGCCGGGCA